AUGGCUGCUGAGAUGCCCUUAAGGGAACAGAUGCUACAAUCUUACGCUGGGGCGAGGUCAAUCGCUGCGUCGACCUUGGAAUCUGACUCUUAUAUUGCCAGCAUGUCUCCUGAGAGCACCAGAGGUAUAAACGAUGAGCUGACCUCGGCACAAACCGGAGACCCUUCGAAACGGCGGGCCCGGCAAGCGCAAGAUAAUGCUGACAUGCCGGAUUUAGCCAGCCUUCAAUCUGCUUCAUUCUCAGCAAACGAAAUAUCAGCGGUUACACCGGACUACGACAAAUAUGGUCCGGAUGACCAAGUCAUGCUGGAAAGAGGCAAACGAUGCACCGUGGUAGGACCCAGCACUUAUCCCCGAAAAUGGCAACGAAUUUCAGACUGUGAAGAUGCUGCUUGGGCUGGUGUGGCAGAUGAUGAGGCACUGAAUCAUGCUCAGAGCCUGCACAUAUUUGCAUCUAUGCCGCUUAGCAUUGAAAGAUUUCUGGCCGAGAGGUCAAACUUGACAGACAACGAAUACACUCACGACUAA
Molecule: messenger RNA, 528 nt
Organism: Metarhizium brunneum ARSEF 3297
Lineage: Eukaryota; Fungi; Ascomycota; Sordariomycetes; Hypocreales; Clavicipitaceae
Source: RefSeq, a predicted model, not a curated record